AUGGCGGGACAGCUGCGAUACCCGGGCAAAGUGGUGAUUGUGACCGGUGGCACCUCUGGCAUUGGUCUGGCCACCGUGAGAGAAUUUGUUCGCCAAGGAGCCAAUGUGGUCUUCUGUUCAAAACCAUCUGAAGCGGAAGUGGGACAAACAAUUCAGAGAGAGCUUCAGGGUUCUGGGUGCCCGGGGGACGCUUGCUUCGAAGUCUGUGAUGUCCGUGAGGAGACAGACAUUAAGAGGCUGAUUGGAGCAACCAUAGAACGUUAUGGAUGUCUCGACUGCCUGGUGAACAACGUUGGAUCUGGUUAUGCUGAGAAGACGGAUGAUAUCUCUGCCCAGAAGUUCCGCGACCUGAUGGAACUCAAUGUUGUGAGCGUUUUGUUAGCAUCAAAGCAUGCACUGCCCUACUUACGGGAAACAAAAGGAAAUAUCGUCAACCUUGGCUGUAUGAGUGGUGUGCUUGGGGCGAAGGAUGCUGUAUCGUACUCCACAAGCAAGGGUGCAGUUAUUGCAAUGACCAAAACUCUGGCCAUAGAUGAGAUCAAAUAUGGAGUACGAGUCAACUGCGUCUCGCCCGGUUUUGUCCAGACUCCGAUGUAUGAAAACUAUGCAUGUCAGUUCCCGAAUCCAGAGGUCAAAAUGGAGGAAGACAAACAUUGUGAGGCAAGUGUUGAGAGCAAGACAGAGGAGGCUAGGUCGGAAAGGAGCCCACGCAGAGCAAGGCAACUAGGUUCAUCUCUUCUCUUUGCUAUCCAGUUUGUUGGUUCCAAAAAGAAAGUUCCACUGUUAAGCUCUUCAGCGUCCUAUCACGCCCUCCAACCCAACUUAGCCCAGGAUUAA
Molecule: messenger RNA, 837 nt
Organism: Sphaerodactylus townsendi
Lineage: Eukaryota; Metazoa; Chordata; Lepidosauria; Squamata; Sphaerodactylidae
Product: 17-beta-hydroxysteroid dehydrogenase 14-like
Exons: 10
Coding region: 1-837 (278 amino acids)
Source: RefSeq, a predicted model, not a curated record